CUCGCCCACCGGCACGGAUCCUUUUUGGAAAUUAAUAUUUAAAAAAAAGCCGAGGACGCAGAGGGGAAGGUGGGGGCAAGAGGGAAGGCGAGAUAUACAGAAAGGGAGACAGAGCCCCAGAGCGAGAGGAAGGCAGGCGGGCAGGCGACAGUCGCCAGCAGCCGAUGUGAAGACCGGACUGCGCGCGCCCUUCGCCGCCUCUGCCCGGCCUCAUCGAUGUUGUGUCCGCCGCCCGCUCGCCCGGAUCACGAUGAACGCGCAGCUGACCAUGGAGGCGAUCGGCGAGCUGCACGGGGUGAGCCAUGAGCCGGUGCCCGCUCCUGCCGACCUCCUGGGCGGCAGUCCCCACGCGCGAAGCUCCGUGGCGCACCGUGGCAGCCACCUGCCCCCCGCGCACCCGCGUUCCAUGGGCAUGGCGUCCUUGCUGGACGGCGGCGGCGGCGGCGGCGAUUACCACCACCACCACCGGGCCCCCGAGCACAGCCUGGCUGGCCCCCUGCACCCCACCAUGACCAUGGCCUGCGAGACUCCCCCAGGUAUGAGCAUGCCCACCACCUACACCACCUUAACCCCUCUGCAGCCGCUGCCGCCCAUCUCCACCGUCUCGGACAAGUUCCCUCACCAUCACCACCACCACCACCACCAUCACCAUCCGCACCACCACCAGCGCCUGGCGGGCAACGUGAGCGGUAGCUUCACGCUCAUGCGGGACGAGCGCGGGCUGGCCUCUAUGAAUAACCUCUAUACCCCCUACCACAAGGACGUGGCCGGCAUGGGCCAGAGCCUCUCGCCCCUCUCCAGCUCCGGUCUCAGCGGCAUCCACAACUCCCAGCAAGGGCUCCCUCACUAUGCCCACCCGGGCGCCGCCAUGCCCACUGACAAGAUGCUCACCCCGAACGGCUUUGAAGCCCACCACCCGGCCAUGCUCGGCCGUCACGGGGAGCAGCACCUCACGCCCACCUCGGCCGGCAUGGUGCCCAUAAACGGCCUUCCUCCGCACCACCCCCACGCCCACCUGAACGCCCAGGGCCACGGGCAGCUCCUGGGCACGGCCCGGGAGCCCAACCCUUCGGUGACCGGAGCACAGGUCAGCAAUGGAAGUAAUUCAGGGCAGAUGGAAGAGAUCAAUACCAAAGAGGUGGCGCAGCGUAUCACCACCGAGCUCAAGCGCUACAGCAUCCCACAGGCCAUCUUCGCGCAGAGGGUGCUCUGCCGCUCCCAAGGGACCCUCUCGGACCUGCUGCGCAACCCCAAACCCUGGAGCAAACUCAAGUCCGGCCGGGAGACCUUCCGGAGGAUGUGGAAGUGGCUGCAGGAGCCGGAGUUCCAGCGGAUGUCUGCGCUCCGCUUAGCAGCUUGCAAAAGGAAAGAACAAGAACAUGGGAAGGAUAGAGGCAACACACCCAAAAAGCCCAGGUUGGUCUUCACAGAUGUCCAGCGUCGAACUCUACAUGCAAUAUUCAAGGAAAAUAAGCGUCCAUCCAAAGAAUUGCAAAUCACUAUUUCCCAGCAGCUGGGGUUGGAGCUGAGCACCGUGAGCAAUUUCUUCAUGAAUGCAAGGAGGAGGAGUCUGGACAAGUGGCAGGACGAGGGCAGCUCCAAUUCAGGCAACUCAUCUUCUUCAUCAAGCACUUGUACCAAAGCAUGAAGGAAUAACCACGAACUAAACCUCGGUGGAAAAGCUUUAAAUUAAAAAAAAAAAAAUUUUUAAAAGACCAGGACCUCAAGAUAGCAGGUUUAUACUUAGAAAUAUUUGAAGAAGAAAAAAAAGUGUUAUUUAUAGUCCAAAGAAACCAAAGACUUAGCUCACCUGCAUUCUGACUUUGUUCGGAGACACACACUUCAGCGGGGCAACGACUUGGCAAGAAAAAAUAUGAGCAGGAAAGCACCACUGGAUCUCACACCUUCAAUCCAUGAUCAUUCUCGCUGUGCUUGGCUGUUUCGUGGUUUGGAGCAUAGUGAUUUUGAGCCAUUGAGUGGACAUCUUUUAAGAUCAGACUUUCUCAUCUGUUCCACCAUGCCAUGAAGGUGUAUGGUGUCUCAGUACUGUGUGUGGGUACGUGAGUGCAUACACACACACACACACACACACAUACACACACAUAUGCACACACCACCAGUGGUUAGGGACUUAGGCAGGGCUGGUCUUCAGGAAGGGUUGUGCUAUAGGAGUACAACCAACAUAGUGUGGGUUGUCUGAGUUCAUUGGAUAGGAGUGUGAUUUCACUCGUCUAGCCUAGCGUUUGAACCUGCCAGGCCCGCAACCUAAAUGCAGAUUCAAACCCAGCAAAGAAAAUUUGAAUGACACCUAAACCAGUGCAUUCUCUUUGUUUGUUAAGGAAUGUUCAGAUAUUUUUUAAGAAAUGAAACAAGAGUCCAUCCAUUUAAAAAAAAAUCACCUAGGUACCAAAGAACACAAUAUUAUAGUGCAGGUAUUUUAUUGCAAUGAUUUUAAUAACCAAAGCUAUUUUUACACAAGAUGCUAUGUAAAGUUAUACGUAUGAACUGAUCUAGCUGUAAUACACAUGCCACAUAGAAUCAUGACUAUUAUUUAUGACUCUGGAAGCAUUUGAAAUAUUAGUUUUCAGAACUGGCAAGAAAGAAUGUAGCUUCAGGGAAGCAAUUAAUAUCAUAACAGAGAGGUCAAUGUAGUGUACAUGUACGUCCAGAUGGCACAGUCCCUUUUGGGAUCCAUAAAUGAUACUUAAAUAGACACACAGACAUGAUGCCAUAGUCUAUUCAUAGCUGAGAAAACCUGGGGAUUCUUCCAAAGUAGGACCCCAUUUGUAAAUUAGAAAACUAAGUUUAACAGAACAAGUAAUUAAAUUAGAAAAUUUGUUCUAAGUAAUGCUAUUUUUUAGUAAAAGACCAUUAAAUAAAGGAUAUCAUAUUUAGGUUAAUUUGACUUAAAGUUGCUUUUUGCAUUUGACACCAAAUACCCUUUUAAAAUACUUUGUAAACACACAAAGUGAACAGACCAAAUUAUUAUAAAAAUAAACUGUCCAGUAUUUGUAGUUAAAUUGAUUUUAUUGCCAGUCUCGGAUAGUUUAUGACUUAGACAUCAAUAAAACUAGCAGAUGUAACUGAGAAAUGGUGUAACAGCAUAGAAAAAAAAAACAGAAUUCUAGUGGAAGACAAGACUUUGGGCUCUACAGGCUUGAAGCUAUUUAUUUCACUAAGCAUAGCCUCCAAAGUGUACUACAUUCUUUCUUGCUAUGGCAUUAAGCUGGAAGUUUUUUGACAUAAAGUCCACUCUCUAACAGGAACAGAUAAAACACUAGACCUGAGUUUCCAAAUACAAAAUUUUCAAUUUCUGUUUUUCCAAAUCACUUACCUACAGCUGGAGAAAUCAAGGGGGAAGAAAAAAGCUGACACAGUUGCAUUGGUAGUACCUAAGGGAAUCACUUGCUUCUCAGAAAAAUUCUCUCUGAAUUCAUUGAACUGUGACUCAUAGAAGUGGAUACCUUUUGUACUAUUAGGUAAAGAACUGGGUGCUCUUGGUUAAUUACCACACCUAAUUAGAAAUAUAAAAUGAAAUGUUGUCUCCACAAUAAGUUGUUGAUUGAGAUUCAUUAAAAUGCUAAAGAAAAAAAACUUGAACCACCUUGACACAAAAACCUAACUCCCUAAGGUCAAAUCAGGAGCAUCUAGGUCUAUAGAGGUCUAGAAGAGACAGGCACCUGGAGAGGAAGCUAAAGCAACAAGCCAUCGGGAUCUCCUUCAUGUCUGCUAUAGAAUAAGAAAAGCAAACCAACACAUACUUCUCCUUUAAUGAAAUAGCGCAUUUGCCUUGACACAUUUUGUUUUAGUAUUUUCUUUUAAUCUCACACCAAAUUCCAGCUUAAAAUUUUCCCUUCUAAACAUGGCACAAUUACAACUCAACUAUUAAAAGAGACCAUUUCAAUGGCUACCCUUAGAGAGAUGCUUAACAUAUGAUCUUGUCAAUGACACAAACCAAAAGGAAAAGACUAAUUAACUUUUUCUCUCUCUCCAGAAUGGAGGGGGCCAGGAGUACAGCUGUAUAGUUCUAAUUUAGGAGGGAGGAAAGCCUUAUUUAUUUAAAACAUGAGAGUUUUAAAUGCAGGGAAAUUCAAGCUGUGUCUACACACAAUCUUACCAAAUUCAGCACCCCAGGAAAAACAAAAGUUGAGUUCAAACACCAUGCUUUUUGUUUUGUUUUUGCUAUAUUACUCCGUCAGGUUAAUCCAAUUGCAUUUUACGUUUUCAACCAAUUAUUUUGGUACUGUGUAGACACAGUCUCAAAGAAUAUUACUAUAUCUCUAAUAUUCCCAUCAUAAUAGUUUUUUUGAAAAAUAAUCCAUGAUCCUACUUGCUAACACCAAAGAUAAUUUUCAUACCAGCAUUGAAUUUGCACCCAUCACAUAGUUUCAGGGCCUAGAGAUAUAUUUUCUCAUGAACAGAUGCACAAAUCAGAGCCUGAAAAGCAAUUUUUUUACUAGACUGUUCAAGCAUACUCACAACCUUUGCUGUUUAGAAAUAAUAAUAGACAAACUCAGCUUCUCACAAGCAAUACACUCUUACUUCAUGUAUGACUGAUUAUUGCUUCUAACUUGGCAUGUAGCAUAAAUUUAUGGCUCAGGUUUUUUAACCUACCACAUUCAGUGGAGCAGAUUACGUGCCAUUUGCUCACCCAUUAUUUCUCAAUCCUUUUGCAAAAUCCAUCCAAAAAAGGUAUCCCACACUUUUAUUGGUAUAUUUGUUUUUUCCCACACUGCACAUCACAUAACAUGUUUGGGGUUUUUUUUGGUAGAAUGGAAGUUAAACUGUUUUUGACCAGACAUCAUUCAGGUCCUCUCAUGACUGCAAGCUUCCCUCAAAGGAGGCAAAGACAGAGAGCGUGGGAGAUAUGACAUCUGGACUCUCCAAAAGCCCAGAUUUCAGUAAGUGUUCAGGUAGGUAAAUGAAUUCUGGAUGUCAGGAACUAAGUAUUUAGUCCUGGAUGCAGCUGGUAUAGAUCCCUAAACCCAAAGAGAAUGUGGAGAAAUUCAGGCAUUCAAACUGAACAGGUCACUCUUCAUUGAAAAAAAAAAAAAAAAGCAUAAUUACAUUUCCAGGACAAAAAA
Messenger RNA from Canis lupus familiaris (dog), 5084 nucleotides. It is a transcript of the gene ONECUT1, whose product is annotated as one cut homeobox 1. Gene Ontology annotation, molecular function: DNA-binding transcription factor activity, RNA polymerase II-specific; RNA polymerase II cis-regulatory region sequence-specific DNA binding. Bases 251 to 1648 code for a protein of 465 amino acids. NCBI's taxonomy places the organism in Eukaryota, Metazoa, Chordata, Mammalia, Carnivora, Canidae. Gene Ontology annotation, biological process: regulation of transcription by RNA polymerase II. Gene Ontology annotation, cellular component: nucleus. The transcript is spliced from 2 exons. The record is from RefSeq and is a predicted model, not a curated record.